UCCUACACAUCCAUCGCAGAGUAGACACCUUCGGUACUUCCCAUUGAAUUGACCCACUCUCGUCCCACCGUAAUACGCGGGUGUAGAGUCGAGCCUCCCUUUGCAGUAACGCGUUGAUGCACCUGUUGCUAUGCUGAUGAUUUAGUGGUCCUGUCCUUUGUUGUUUUUUGUAAAAGAAGAAGCCAUGUCUUACCACCAGGGCCGUGGCGGUUCUCGUCCGGGCUUACCCCCGGGUCAGCACGGGUCCCAACCGAACUACCGACCCAGCAACCUCCGACCCCUGCCUCCCCACACCCCCCCGUCGUCUUACCACUACAGCCCUCAAACCCAUCCCAACGCCGGUUACCAAGGCAACAGCGGCGGAGGCUUCAUGCCGCCGCCGCCGAUGCCGCACUCCGACUUCAUGUCGUACCCGCCGCCCGGGACGAACAUGUCUCCCGGCGCCCUGGGUCCGGGCUCCAUGCGCCCGCCCUUCCCCAAGCCCCCCGUCCGGCAGGGGGGGUUCCCGGAGCCUCCGCCCAACUUCCCGCCGCCGCCGCUGCCGUCUCUCGCCAACCCCUCGGCCGGCCCCGGGGCCCAGCCGUCGGCCCAUAACCCCUACGCCUACAUGAUGCCCCCGGGCAUGCCCCCGCCGGCGCCCCACCCCCCCAUGCCGCCCGCCAUGCCCGCGCAGCCCGGCGGCUACCAGCAGGCGCCGUACUCGGUGGGCUACCACCAGCACCACCACCAGCAACCCCCGCCGUUCCCGCCGCCGACGUUCAGUCCCGGGUACUCCCCUGGCGGAGGGGCCGGCGCCGGGGGGCCGGGCCCGGGCCCCGGCUGGUUCAAACCAGACCCCGGCUUCAGACCAGGGGGCCAGUACAAGUACGAGAAGCCGCCGGACUGCACCCCGCAUCGCCACGACGACCAGCCCAACCGGCAGAAGAGCUACGGGUACGGCGGCGGUGGUGGCGGCGGCGGCGGGGACCGAGGCAAGACGGAGUUCAGCGCGGAGCGGAAGGAGAGGAGUCCCGACCGGCGGGGGAGGCCGGAGGCCGCCGGUCGAUACCGGUCCGACUACGACCGCGGUCGGACCCCGCCCAGACACCGGAGCAGGGAACGCGGCCGCUACUCUGACAGCAGCUCGGAAAGGCAUCGACACAGAGACAGCCGCAGGUCCCCGUCUCCUGACAGACAGAGGAAACGGCAGCGAAGCCGCUCCAACAGCAGGGAGAAGAAGAGGAGCCGGUGGGAGGGGGAGGGGGGGCGGCGGGAGGGGGAGGGGGGCCGGCGGUCCGAGAGCUCCGGGCCCGGCCGGGAGAGGAGCAGCUUCUCCUCCGCCCGGAGCAGGGACAGCGAGGACUCGUACGCCGAGCGCGACCGGGAGCGAGACCGCGAGAGGGAGCGGGAGAGAGACAAGGAGCGGGAGAGAGAGAGGGAGAGGGAGCGGGAGCGAGAGAGCAGUCAGAGGGAGAAGGGGGAGGAGGUGAAGGACGAGGAGGAGCUGCUGAAACCGGCCUGGAUCCGCUGCACCCACGCCGAGAACUACUACUCCAACGACCCCAUGGACCAAGUGGGGGACUCCACAGUGGUCGGCACCAGCAAGCUGCGGGCUCUGUACGAGCGCUUCGAGGAGGAGCUGAUCCAGAGGCAGGAGAGGGCCAAGGCGGCGCGGCCCAAAUGGGAACCCCCCCAGACGAAACUGGACGAGGAGCCGGGGUGUCCAGGAGACGAGAGCAGCAGCGACACAGAGUGCGAGUCGGACGGCGAGGGCAGCAGCUGCUCCAGCAGCUCGGACUCCGACGUGUUCGACGUCAUCGCCGAGAUCAAGAGGAAGAAGGCUCACCCCGACCGGCUGCACGAGGAGCUGUGGUACAACGACCCCGGGCAGAUGAACGAUGGGCCUCUGUGUAAGUGCAGCGCCAGGGCCAGACGCACCGGGAUCCGCCACAGCAUCUACCCCGGGGAGGAGCCUGCGAAGACAUGUCGGCUAAUGAACAACAAUUCUGGGAAGCUGUACCACUACAGGAUCACUGUGUCUCCGCCCACCAACUUCCUGACCGACCGGCCCACUGUGAUCGAGUACGACGACCACGAGUACCUGUUUGAGGGCUUCUCCCUCUUCUCCCACACUCCUCUGACCAGCAUCCCAUUGUGUCGUGUGAUCCGCUUCAACAUAGAUUACACCAUUCACUUCAUAGAAGAGAUGACGCCAGAGAACUACUGCGUCCAGGGGCUGGAGCUCUUUGCCUCCUACCUCUUCCAGGAUGUCCUGGAGCUGUACGACUGGAACCUGACAGGCCCCGACUGGGACAACCUGGAUCCUGGCUGCCAGAAGUUCCACUUCAUGCCCCGCUUCGUGCGCUUCCUCCCGGACGGUGGGAAGGAGGUGCUGUCCAUGCACCAGGUGCUCCUCUACCUGCUUCGCAGCAGCAAGCCGCUGGUGCCUGAGGAGGAGAUCGCCGACAUGCUGCAGUGGGAGGAGACGGCCUGGCAGAAGUACGCCGAGGAGUGCAAGGGCAUGAUCGUCACCAACCCCGGCAUGAAGCCCAGCUCGGUGCGCAUUGACCAGCUGGACCGGGAGCAGUUCAACCCGGACGUCAUCACCUUCCCCAUCAUCGUCCACUUUGGCAUCCGUCCGGCCCAGCUCAGCUACGCCGGAGACCCCCAGUACCAGAAGCUGUGGAAGAGCUAUGUGAAACUGCGCCACCUGCUGGCCAACAGCCCCAAGGUCAAGCAGAUCGACAAGCAGAAGCUGACGCAGAGAGAGGAAGCGCUCCAGAAGAUCCGGCAGAAGAACACGAUGCGUAGGGAGGUGACAGUGGAGCUGAGCAGCCAGGGCUUCUGGAAGACCGGCGUGCGCUCAGACGUCUGCCAGGUCCUCUCCAGGGGUCACAACCAGAGAAUGGAGUUCCUGGGCGACUCCAUCAUGCAGCUGGUGGCCACAGAGUACCUCUUCAUCCACUUCCCUGAUCACCAUGAAGGGCACCUGACGCUGCUGCGCAGUUCGCUGGUCAACAACCGCACACAGGCCAAGGUGGCGGAGGAGCUGGGCAUGCAGGAGUUUGCCAUCACCAACGACAAGACCAAGAGGCCCGUAGCGCUGCGCACCAAGACCCUGGCCGACCUGCUGGAAUCGUUCAUUGCAGCCCUCUACAUCGACAAGGACCUGGAGUACGUGCACACCUUCAUGAACGUCUGCUUCUUCCCCCGGUUGAAGGAGUUCAUUCUGAACCAAGACUGGAACGAUCCCAAAUCCCAGCUGCAGCAGUGCUGUUUGACCCUGAGGACAGAGGGCAAGGAGCCUGACAUCCCCCUUUACAAGACCCUUCAGACCGUGGGGCCGUCCCACGCCCGGACCUACACCGUGGCCGUCUACUUCAAAGGGGAGCGCAUCGGCUGUGGAAAGGGCCCGAGCAUCCAACAGGCAGAGAUGGGCGCUGCCAUGGACGCACUGGAGAAAUAUAACUUCCCGCAGAUGGCUCAUCAGAAGCGCUUCAUCGAGCGGAAGUACAGGCAGGAGCUGAAGGAGAUGAGACGGGAGCGGGAACGCCAGGAGAAGGAGGGCGACGACGCGGACGAGAGCCGGAAGUGACAGCCGCGCCGCAACAGAUCUCUCAUUCCCUCUCUCUUGCUUUCUCUCUUGUUUUCAUUCUCGAUCUCUCUCUCUCUCUCUCGUGCUCUCUCUCUCUCGUGCUCUCUCUCUAUCUCUCUCUCUCUCGUGCUCUCUCUGUCUCGUGGUC
Gadus chalcogrammus (walleye pollock) is the source of this 3722-nucleotide messenger RNA. It is a transcript of the gene drosha, whose product is annotated as drosha ribonuclease III. The coding region runs from base 185 to 3574 and encodes 1129 amino acids. NCBI's taxonomy places the organism in Eukaryota, Metazoa, Chordata, Actinopteri, Gadiformes, Gadidae. Gene Ontology annotation, cellular component: nucleus. Gene Ontology annotation, biological process: regulation of gene expression; pre-miRNA processing; primary miRNA processing. The record is from RefSeq and is a predicted model, not a curated record. Gene Ontology annotation, molecular function: ribonuclease III activity; double-stranded RNA binding. The transcript is spliced from 23 exons.